Messenger RNA from Orbicella faveolata, 4167 nucleotides. Its product is annotated as CUB and zona pellucida-like domain-containing protein 1. Lineage: Eukaryota; Metazoa; Cnidaria; Anthozoa; Scleractinia; Merulinidae. The record is from RefSeq and is a predicted model, not a curated record.
AGAACUGACUUUAUAACAUAGAGACCGUACAGUAUUAUCAUAUGGGCUUUCACACGGACAAUACAUAAGCGUGGUGCAAUUAGCACAAAAGAAGCGAAUAACAAACUAAUAUUGAAUGAGAUCUUUUGUUCCUACUCUGAUUAUCCAUCGAUGAAUUGACUGGAUCUUCCACGGCAUAUGAAAACAAGAUGCCAAUUCUAUCACUAGGCGCUGGCAUUCAUGCUACACAUUAACUGUAAUGUGAUACCGAGACCCAUUCGGAUGUUUUCUGCGGUAAUGCAAAGGGUUUGAAUGAUCGAGCAUAGAACGAGUACGCAGUGCAGGUGGCGCAUGCCAAAGUCUAGUCUAGAAUAUUCAACAUCUCUGUUUUCUGAUCAGUCAAACGGAACCACAGGAGGACCUUUUAGCGACAAGUCAGUCUGCGGACGCUGUUUCAAGGGCGAAAAUCAGUUCUCAUCUCACGCAAGUUGUGAGCUGACCACUUGCGGCCUGGGUUGAAGAUGAACUUGCUGCUGUUUUCAAAGCUGCUCAUUUUGGGUGCAGUUUGCGCACCAUUCCUAGAAGAAGCAGAAGGAAAUAUUGCAGUCUGUUCUCCCUCGAAUACCAAUAUUGCCAUUGACGCUCAGGUCCCUGGUGAAAUCUCCACGCCAGUAUUCCCGAAUGGCUCUCCUGACGGUUCCUGCAUCUGGAUAAUCCAGGCGCAAGAAAAUUUCCAGCUCGAGAUUACGAUCAACUCGCUGAAACUAAACGGGGAGGAUGACUAUUUGAUGAUCCGUGACGGGGCUGACACCUCAAGUCCUGUGAUUGGCAAGUAUGGUUCGUGUGUGAUUGGCUCUCUUCAGCUGUUCUCCAGCGGAAGCACAGUUCUCCUUCAAACGGUGAUUGCUGUUUUCAGCGUGAAUGACGAGCUUAAAAUUGCGUAUAGGCCGAUUGAUCCUGGCGAAAUUGAAUGCACACCCCAACCAAGUAUCUGUGGCGUGAACAUCGAGCUAAGACGACUAUCAGGAGUGCUAACAAGCCCAAACUUUCCGAACAACUACAACGCUGACGAAACGUGUUUAUGGACAAUCAUAGCCCCUCGAGGGUACCGCGUGCAAUUCGCAAUCCAGUUUCUUGGUAUUGAAGAUCAUCGAUAUUCCCGUCCAGGGAGCUGUGGGGAUGACAGCAUCACCAUCAGCGAGCGUCGUGGAAACAUCACGAAUGAUGUUAAAGUCCUGUGCGGAUGCAAGGAGUUAUAUUCAUUUGCUUCUUUCGAGAAUGAGAUGUUCCUGAGGUUUAGCGCCUACAGAAAAAACAACUGGCCUGGUUUCUAUGCAACGUAUAAAGCUCUCGCUCCUGAAGAAUGCCCUGCAGUUAAAACCAAUUGCCCUCAAGCGAAUACUGGUCCACUUGGUUUCAAUGCUCAAGGGCAAGUCUGUAAAGCUCCGAGUCCAAUUCCCGAGGGCUACGAUGGCGGAAACAUAACACUGGAUUCUGAAGCAAAAAUACAAGUCGAUUGCCGACCUGACUACAUCGAGGUAUCUUUACAGAUUUCAGACUUCCCUGGCCUUGCCAUCAACGACUCUGUCCUUCACCUUGAAGACAAGGCUUGUGUUGCCAGCUAUAAGGACGAGAACAUGAUUAAGUUCACUUUUGGACUUGAAGCCUGCAUGACUAAACAAGAAGACGAUGGCGAGAAGAUUUAUUACACGAACAAGGUUUACCUUAAAGCGGGUCAGCCGGCUGAUGAUGAAGUAAUUACUCGUGUGCACACGGAAAUUAUACCGUUUAAGUGUGGGUACGACAAGAAGGCUGUAAUCUCCAAAGUGUCUUACAGUCCAAGGUCUACGCUUGUCAUUACAGACGCAGACGGAUUUGGGAACUUUACCUAUUUCAUGGACAUGUACGAGGAUGAAAACAACAAUGUCACCCUUACUGAAUUUCCAAAGGCGGUUGGUCUGGGUCAGAGGAUGUACUUUGGUUUCCGAGUGGAGUCUGGUGACUCGGAAUUGGUUGUGUUCCCGGAUGUCUGCAAAGCCACAGCAUCGUCGAGCUUCGAUUCCACUCCCGUCCAUCUUAUCAUUGAAGACGCUUGCUCGCGGGAUAACACCUUGGAAUACCAGUACGAAAAAAAAGCCGAGCAGUUUUUCAAUCUUGCCGCUUUUCGCUUCGAAGAAAGGCACGGUGAUGUGUACAUCCACUGCAAGUUGACGGUUUGCCGCACAGAUGACGCUGGAUCACGAUGCGACAGGGGAUGUGGCGAGAAGAGGAGGAGAAGGAGAUCAACCGAGGAAGAGAUGAGUGCUGAUUUGUAUGUUGGACCUUUAAAGUCCAAGUUCAUGACUGGCAACGAGGAUGCUAAGGAACACAACGAUUCUGGGUCAGAGUCCACCGACAGCAUGGUCAUGAUUGUAGGAGUGGUGGUCGGAGUGCUGGGGACUGUUGCCAUCGGGCUCAUCAUUGCUGUAAUCAUCAUCAGCCAAAGCCGCAAAUCCACAAGAAAGGAAGAAACCCUUAUCAUUUCAGAUGAUUCUUAGAUCUCGCUCAUAGAGCUGGAUCAUCGAGUGAGACGUGAACAAGACGUUGUGGUCUGAAAGAUCACUGUAUCUUAAAUUUUUAAAUUGAAUUGUUUUCAUUUUCCAAGGGAAAACAAAAAACAAAAAAACAAGAAAAAAACAAAUACAUUAAGAAACAGAAUUAAUCUUUAGUUGAUGUAUAGAGAUUUUUAUUUGAGUCUUGUAUAGUGGAAGCAGAUUUUCAGUACCUUAGCAAAUUUACAUUCAAGUCACUUUCACUGAUUCACAAACAUUUUUUCAUUUUUCAUCUCUAUAACAAACAUCUCAGUACCUUUAAAGGUCAUUAAAAAGUAACCUAGGAUGUUGUUUUUUUAAACUUGGUCGACUUGUUCCUUUGGAAGAAAAGGAAUCUACAAUCUUUGUUCUUGCUCAGACCUCUCUAGAAUGAUAAGUUAUGAUACAGCUUGGUAUGGACUGCCUAAAUUGAUUGGGCUGUGUGAAAAGCUACGCGUACGUUUUGGCGAAGAAAUCUUUUUCGGGCAGUAGACUAAACUUUCACUAGUAGAGAGUUUCAUCAACUUAUCGCGAUUAGUAAGGACAGAAUGGAAAUGGAGAACAGGACACUAUACAGUAUUAACCACAAGAAGAAGAACAGUACAGAACGUGGCGUAUUUUACAAUUGACAAACGUGUUGAAUUUCUUCAAGGAAGCAACAUCUUAUUAGCUAAUUUAGUUUAUUUAUCUGGGCCUUCCUUAAAGUUGUCCCAAUAUAGGCUGUGUGAUCAGAGCUAUCACAAAUCCGUACAAACCAAGUCUUUGAGUCACAGCUGUAAAUGUAGCAAUACUUCGUUCAUAUUUCAAACUUCUGAAUAUGAUUUCCAAAUAUCCUUAAAGGAUUCUGGAACGGUAUACUCCGCAAACGUUAUUGUAGAAGGGGUUUAAAUUGAGGAUUUUGGUAUCACUUAGGAUGUUAGAAUAGAACGCCAAUAUUUUUCUCCUUUAACCCAUUGGUUUCUGUGCCGUGACGAGCGUUGGCCUUUGUUCCACUUCUGACGUCAUCACCUUAGACCAAAAUUGGCAUCAUAUAUACUCAAGUUCUGCAGAAGGAAAAGGUCUGACCAAUGAUACGCAGAUCAGAGUGAUCGGCUCAAUGGAGCCUGAGAUAUGCACGAAAAUGCUCAGAAAUUUGAGUGAAAAACUCAGAGCCAAAUUUCCUACGACUGCACUUAGCUACUCCUUGGUAAAAAUUGCCCGUCUCAAUGAUGCUUUCUCAGAAAUUUUUGAACUGGAAGCAAGCUCAGGAGAAGUUCAAUCACUACCGCAAAAAGUGAGAAAAAGAGAAGAAGGAAAGGCGAAAAAAAUUUAAAAGCCUAAAGACGUAGAUUUCUGCGCAUGCCCGAACAGAAAUGUCGUAAAACGCGGUGCUAGUGGAAAGAAAGGCAUGCUAUCAUGUUGGAAAUACCUUUCUAAGUAGAUUGGAGCUAACCUGGCUCACAUCCAGACUAAAAAUCUCCAAGAUGUCCCAAGAAAUGUGUUUGUGUCGAAAAGCGCCAGGAGUCAAUGGGUUAAGAUCUCUUUCAGGGCUGCACCGAUUGGAACAAUAAUAAAGGAACAUUGUCCCCCCACUGUGCUGAUAGUUAAGGCUAAUCUGGCAUGAAAUCUUUCAAAUUUC